GCCACUGGUCAACCUUUUGCCUGAAUAAGGCAGUGCUCCUCAUUUUUUUCCCUUGUUAACUCUUUGUUUUCCAGCCAAAAGAUUUGCCUGCAGCCCCCUCCAAAUGAAGCGUAACAAAGUCAAAAUUGUGAUUAAAAACAAAUACAAAGUACAGUUCGGGCCUGUAAAGUUUCAUGUGACAUCAUCCAGGAUGCAGUGACAAGAGGAGGAGAGAUUCUGCCGAGACUUCUCCUCCUUCCCAUCUUGGGUGGUUCAUGUAAGCAACCUCCACUCGCUCUCCAAACAUGCAUCCUUAUGAAGCACUGCGCUGUGAGGUGUGAUGUCAAGACUGAGCUCUCGCAGCUCUCCAGACAAGUCUAAAGGAGGAUCGAGGAGAGGCUGAAAACUUCUAACAAGUCCAAAGACUUUCCACAAGACACACAAGUUUGCAUCCUGUAAACAGACAUGGAGUCAAAAACUGAUGCUGUACCAGCAUCGAUGACCAGCGAAGAACUGGCUGCUAUUGAGGAUGAAGAGGUUCUCAACAAGAUGCUGGAUAAAGCAACAGAUUUUGAAGAGAGACGAGUGAUACGUGCUUCAUUGAGGGACCUGCUCAAGAAAAAGAGAGAUAAACGAGAGCAGGAUCGAGGAUCGAGGCAGCAGGACUUGAGACAGCAGGGACUGAGCAAAGGAGGGACAACAGGUGGAGCUGUUAGCAUAGGCAGAGCAUCCAUGAACCAGCUGCCACCCACAAACAAGCCGCCAGGCCAGCCCUCUGCAUCAGCAGGCAGCAAGGCCAGUCCUGAUGUAGCCUCAGCCCAGAAAUGUCCUCCUGCUGUAGCACCCAACCUUAAAAAUGUCAAACAGAUGCUUCUGGACUGGUGCAGGGCCAAAACAGAGCCAUAUGAGGGGGUGGACAUCCAUAACUUCUCCUCAAGUUGGAAAGACGGCAUAGCCUUCUGCGCCUUGGUACACCGCUUCUUCCCCGAUGCGUUCGAGUACUCCAUCCUCAACCCCAACAAGCCUAGGGAAAAUUUCCAGCUGGCCUUCAACACUGCAGAGAGGCUGGCUGGCUGCCCCCCUCUGCUGGACGCUGAUGACUUAGUCCGGAUGAAUGAGCCCGACUGGAAGUGUGUGUACACGUACAUCCAGGAGUUUUACCGCUGCCUGGUGGAGAAAGGCCUGGUCAAAACCAAAAAGCGACCAUAGACUCUACGAAGUCAGACAGCUUUCAUGAUUGGCUGUGAUUAUCAAUUUAAUACAUCAUACACAUCAAAAGAAUAUUAUUAUGCACCUUUUUCAUCUGAAUAUUUACAUUAUAGAUAUUAAGUAUUAAUGUGUUUGGCUGAUGCAUCAUGUGAAUGUAAAUGCCCAGUGCCUAGUGUAGUAUUUGUAUUGGUUUGUCUCAGCAGAGACUAAUGGGUGUCUAUGUGUUCUCAGUGGACAGCUGGCGAUUCGGAUCAGUGCAUUCCACUGAGAUUACACAUCUGCAUUAAUCCCAGUCAGGGCCAUAGAGAAUCUGGGAACAAAUGUUAUCAUGAGGCUGUUGAGGGCCUGAGGGCGUAAGUUUUACAGACACAUUUAAUAAAUAUUAUCCAUUCCAUUAUA
Molecule: messenger RNA, 1587 nt
Organism: Perca fluviatilis (European perch)
Lineage: Eukaryota; Metazoa; Chordata; Actinopteri; Perciformes; Percidae
Gene: smtna
Product: smoothelin a
Exons: 8
Coding region: 445-1188 (247 amino acids)
Biological process (GO): actin cytoskeleton organization
Cellular component (GO): microtubule organizing center; filamentous actin
Molecular function (GO): protein binding
Source: RefSeq, a predicted model, not a curated record